Molecule: messenger RNA, 597 nt
Organism: Lodderomyces theae
Lineage: Eukaryota; Fungi; Ascomycota; Pichiomycetes; Serinales; Debaryomycetaceae
Gene: NHP6A
Product: high-mobility group nucleosome-binding protein
Exons: 3
Coding region: 1-597 (198 amino acids)
Source: RefSeq, a predicted model, not a curated record
AUGACGGAUGGCACAAUUGGUCUAUAUUUGAAAAUGUCAGCUCCAGGUGAAAAGAGAAAAGUUUCCAGAAAGAAGAAGGAUCCAGAUGCUCCAAAGAGAUCUUUGUCUGCUUACAUGUUUUUCGCUAACGAAAACAGAGACAUUGUGAGAGCAGAAAACCCAGGUAUCUCAUUUGGUCAAGUUGGUAAGGCUCUUGAAAAAAAUAAGACACAAAAUCAAAAAUUGCAACAACAGCCUGCACCUGUACCUCAACAACCAUCUUCAAUUCCAACACAACCGCAACAAUUGCCACCCCAAUUCCAUCCUCAAGGUCAACUUCCCCCUCAACAACAACAACAGUAUCAGCCGGUGCCACCACAAUACCAGUACCCUUACCAGUAUCAGUACCAAAACCCAUCAUCUCUCGCAUCUCACCCCCAACAACCACCAAAUCCUGCCAAUGCGCAAUAUCAACAGAAUCCUAACCAAUAUGCUCAACAGCCGCAACAACAACAACAACAACAAAACCCGAACCCAGCUGGUCAACAACCACAACAACAACAGAAUCCAAAUGAAUACUAUGAUUACUCAUUUCAAAAGGAGUAUUGGAUGCAAUAG